GUGCAAACCACAGAACAAAAAACAUAUUUGUUGUGUAAUUUGCAGAACAAAUAUUUGUAUACUGUGAUUUUUUCGUAUCUAAUUAAUUUUAACAAACUAAGAAAAAAUACAAUAAUAAGAAGAGAAUGACACAAAGAUGUAGUUAUUCAAAAUGAUGACGUCGCCAUAUGUGAAUGAACAUCGGGUUCAAAGCAACAACUUGAAACUGCUGCAAAAAAUGAUGGAAGAAAGUAAUGAUGAUGAAGAAAGCAUGGUAGCCCAUUGGAAAGAAUACUUUAACAGACUUGAUGAAUAUACUAAAAAUGGAAACAUUGACCACGUGGAAGAUAUUAAACUCGAAAGAGAUAUCCUUCGGACUGCACUGUUACACACCGUAGCUAAUAACGUAGAAAAAGGUCAAGACACAGAACAUUGGAAGGUGUCAGAGACACUUCAAAACCAAAUUACUUGUAUGGUAGCCAGGAAACUUCUUCAGGAAAUAAAAUCUCAGUUAGUCAAGCAAGGAAUGAAAGAACCGAACAUGAAAGAAUCAAUCAUCAAGGACAUUGACAAUUACUUGAAUAUCCCCUUUCGUGAGCAUUGUAAUGGUGAUGAUGAAUUCUGUCUUACGGACGAUGUUUAUUCAGGUUGGAAGAAGAAUCAACAUGAGUUGAGAAAAAGAAACAAGAAAAUGGAAAAGUUCAGUAUCACAUCUGAUAAAAAGUUAAAUGAUAUCGAAAAAGAAAUACGAAAAAGUCAAGAGAAUAAUCAAAUAUUUCGCCAAACUUUAGAUGAAGCUUCUGACAAAAUCUCAGUAUUAAUUCAACAAUUGCAAGAUGCAAAUAUGCAAUCUGAAUUUCUUCAGAAACAAAUCAAUGUUGUUGAUGAAACUGUAUCCGAAAUGGAAAAGUGCAAAAGAAGAACUGAACAAGAGUGUACUCAAUUACAAGAGGAAUUAUUCGAAAAACAAGAAUCGUUGGUUCAUCUAUUAAAGCGCAUAGAUAAAGAUUUAGAGACAAAUCUACUAAAGCAUCAAGAUCACUUGGAAAAGAAUGAACAUUUCAACGAAGCUUUAGAGGAGAUAGCAUCCUGUUAUUCUACAUUUGAAGAACAGGAAAUCGCCAUUUUGUCGAAGUAUGGCAUUUCAAAACCCAAUCCAGAUAUCGAAAUGGAUUCCACUGUUUUGAGUAAUCGUAUAAACAUGGACCUGAAUCAAAAAGUUGAAACGCUAAAAAAAGAACAUCGAAGGAUGAGUAUUGAAAAUGAAGCAUUGGCAAUCCAGAAGGAUGCCUUAACUGUCGAUGUGGAUGAUUUAUUUCAUUUAAAUCAGAAACUCUCUGAAGAGAAUAUGUAUUUGCAGUCGCAGUUAGAUGUUGUCGAAAUUGACGAAUACAUUGCUAGAGAUGAUAAUCCGAGAAAAGCAAGGAUCGUCCGAUUUCAGGAUGGAGGAAAGUUUAGUGAUUCAGAUGAAGAAGAAAUGCAAAUCACCAAAGGUAAAAUUGUUCACGUCAAAGAUUCCUUAGAUGAUAAGAAGAACAAACAAAAAGAGGAUAGUUUUGAGAAGAUUUCUACACUCGAAGCAAAGGUUGAAGAGUUAAGUAAAAGAAAUGAACAUUUAGCAACUUUUAAUAUCAAAGUACAAGAAAUCUACGAUGAAAAUAAAGAAUUACUUGAAGAGAAUAACAAUUUAAACGAUGAGAUUGAAAACCUUGAGGAAAAGCUAAAGGCACAUCAGAAAAGUGAAAACGAAAAUGAGAAACUUUAUGAAGAACAAGUUCAAAAAAUGAAGAAAUACGAAGAAGAAAAUGAUGAAUUAAAAGAAAGCAUUUUUCACCUAAAAGAGGCUUACCAUCCAAAGUUGCUUCACAUUAGAGCAAAGAAUAUUGACAUUUUGAAGCUAGAGAACAGCAACAACAACAAUGAAUCGGAGGAGCUGCUACUGGAAAAAGCUUUAAUAGAUGAAAAAGACCGUUCAACUGAGUUAGAAAGAUCUAACCAGAGUUUGCGAAAUAUAAAUAAAACAUUGGCUGGACUUGCCAAAAGAGUAGGCCUUGAUAAUUUGCAACCAGACCAGACUUAUCGAAUCAAUAUCCAAUCCGGUGAUGAUUAUCAAGUUAUGAGCUUCAGUGGUAUUUGUGUGUCGGAGAAAGAAAAGGAAGCAAUGAAAUUUCGAAGUGGCAAUCUGGGAGAUGUUUACAGCGUUUCCAUAUGGAGAGAAGAGGAGAAUAUUGUUGAAGAAUUAUCUAAGAUGUUGCAUGAGAGCUAUAAACAGUGUGAUCAGAUGAAAGAAAAACAGCGUGUAAUGAAAGAUAAUGUUGAGCAGAUGACAAGAGAAAUAGAAGUUUUUAAGGCAACUGGCGAUGCUGGUGUACCAGGAGAUAUCAUACGGACAACAAAAAAUAAUGGUAACGAACAGUUGCAAACUCUUUGCAGCCUUUUGACUGAUUUGGGAAUACAAAAACUAGAAAAUGGUGUUUUGUAUAUAGUUCAUUUUCAAGCAAUGUCCAAGACAGCAACAACAAGAAGGGCCAGCAAAGCAUAUCAACAUUCCUGCAAUCCAACGACAUUUGAUGUUGCAAAGAAAAUCAUCAACAACGUCGCUGCUGCUGAUUUAACAAAAGAGAAAGUUUCACCAAAGAGAAUACGGAACGAUGAUUUUUCGUUGAAAUCUUUAGAUAUAUCUUUGCAGGAGAUCUUAUCAGACGAUAGUGCAGGUUCGAGAAUAGAUAGUAAAGAUGAUUUGGAGAGAUUGUUAAGAAUUUCCAAAAGAGAAACUGAAGAACUGAAGAGAAAAAUCAGACAAUUGCAAAAUGAGUUGUCACACUUAAAAGAAUGGAGAAAGGAGUUUACCAAAGAAAAGAAAUAUAGUGACGAAAUUAUUGAUGAAGAAGAAAAGGAAGAAAAUGAAGUAACUCGAAAGAAAAAAGAAGAUAUAACUGAAAUCAUUGAUCUUGAACAAGCAUAUAAACUAUCUGAAGCCAACUGCGUGUUUCUUGAACGCAAGUACAGAGAAGUGGAACAAGAAUUGAAGAAUGUAAAAUCCUGUAUUGAUCAGCAGAGGGAAGAUUCAUUUGAUAAGAGCGAGCAAAUUGAUUGCUUGAAACAAGAAUUAAUUGAUGUUAGAGCGAAGCAUUUGAAGAACACUAAACUUGUAAGUGAGUUAAGAAAAGAUCUCGAGUAUUUAGAAAGAGAUGUCGAAUUUUAUAAGCAGAAACUGAUUGAGAAUAACAUAGAAUUGAUAUCUAACCCGUCAACAAUUAUUAGUUCUGGUGAUAGCUAUGGUAAGGCUAAUGACAUUCUCGUAUUACAAGCAGACCUUGCAAUGGCGACAAGAGACAAGCAGAGUAUCUCACAGGAAUGUGAAAGUUUAAAAGCACAAAUUAAAUAUCUACAGAUUGAAAAGAGGUAUUUAGAAAAACAGGUUAAGGACCAAGUGCAAAUACAGGGAGAUGAGUUGAAAAAGACUGGAGAGAUGGUGGACAUAACAGAAAACAGAGAAAGAACAUCUAUAUCUUUGGAAAGCGAAGUCAAAGAGCAUGGUUUAGCUAAAAAGUAUAAACGCACAGAAAAAGAAAAUCACCAGCUGCGUCAAGAAAUUCAAGAAACCAAAACAGAUAAAGGAAGGAUUGAACAAAAAUUGAAGCUGCAAUUAAUAGAAACAGAAGCUUUAAAAUCGAACAGCGACAAUCUACAAUCGAAAAUUCUUGAACUGGAAAAGAUAAUCUCUGAAUGGCAACCAAAGAAAACAGGUAAACAAAGAAAGGUGAGUACCUCAGCUAAGGAGUUUGCUGUCAAGUUUGCCAUCAUUGAGGAGCAGAGUAAAGGAUUCGAGAAUAGCGAUAACCUAUAUAGAGAAUGUGAGGUCAUAAAGGAGGAAGCCAUACUAUUGGCUCACGAGAACGAAGAAAUCAAAGAAUCUAACGAUGUGUUGGUGAAAAGAAACUCAAAUCUUCGUAGAGAAAGUUUAGCUGCAAAUAGUGCCAAGAUACAAGUAGAGUUGCUAAAGGAGCAAAUCAGCUCACUGGAGAAUGAGAAUGAAAUAUUAAAAGUUGAAAGCAUGAGAGCAAAUUUGUAUGACAAUGACAGAAAAUCUGAAUUUUUGAAAAAGGUAAGUCAGGAAUUAAAUAUCCCACUGGAAACAAACGCACUAAGAAAAUUGUCAUGUAUAGUACUAACAAAAGCCUCACAGACAGAAUUCGAAAUUAAAGAUACACAACAAACCCGAAGUUACUCAUUAGAUGAGAGUGACAAUGAAAUUGUCAUAGAAGAGCUUCAGUUCGUCAUCGAAGAUCUGACAAAAAGAAAUUCUGAACUUAAAACAAAACUGUACAGCUUGGAAAAGAAACUAGAAGACGUGGAAAAAGAGAAUAUUAGUCUGGAAGAUAUCAACAAUCGUUUGCUGGAUCGAAACGAUGCUUUAAAGAAGCAAGUUGAAGAUAAUAAGCAAAAUGCUGAAGUUGCAACUUGUGACAGUGCUGAUACAGAUGAUCCAAGCUUAGGUAUCAACUUGUUCUUUAAAAACGAUAUACUUGGAGAAUAUGAAAAAGCAGAACUGGAAGAAGAAAAUAAAGCAUUAAAAUACGAAAAUAGAAUGUUAAAAGAGAAUACGAAUGAAAAUGAAAAGCUCAUUGAUAAUUUGAAAAGUGACAGAAAGGAACUUCUUGAUAACAACGGCGCGUUAAUAUCUGGUAACAAUGAGUUGAUCUCUAUCCUGCAAGACUUAAAAGGUGAAAAUUUUAUCAAAGACUUACUGGCUGACUUGAGGAUCCAACGUAAUCCUGAUUGGCAAAAUAAUAAAUGUCAAAAUCAUAGUAGUGAUCACACUGGUAAUAAUAUUGUGUUAAAGAUUGACUCUCCUCUACAUGAAGAGGGUGAAUCCACGGAUGAAUUAAAAAAAGAGUUGGACAAGCUAGCUCAAAAGAACUCAGAAUACAAAUCAACGAUUGAUCAUUUGGAAAGACAACUGCUACAACUUACACACCAUUCACAAAAUAAUGAAGAUUUAGAUAAAAAUGAAACGGUUGAUGAAUUAUUUGCAGUGAAGUUUUUGUUGGAAUCGAAUCCUGUUGCACAUUCUGAAGAUUUAUUUGAGAAAGAAAGCGAUUCCGAUGAUUUUACAAGUUGCAUUCAGGAAGGUGAGUUAGCGUCUGAGAUGGAAGACUUUUUUAAAAAAUACUCUACCGGAGACCUUGAUGAUACUGAUAUUGAGAGUGAGAUCGAGGAAGAAGAUAUGGACAACAUGGAGGCUGAACCACCUCAUUUGUACAAAGCAGAUGACGAACCAGCUAGGAAAAUUGGUGAAGUGUCACGGUUUCGCGCCAAAGAACAUAUUGAAAAGGCGCUUGAUGUUUGUCAGCAACAGUUGAGUGAAUGUAAACAAAGAAAUAAGACGCUGUACGACGAAAUUGACGAUUUAAAAGAAAAAUACCACAAAUGUAACAGCGAAAAAGAAGUUUCGCAGAAAGCUCUAAUCGCUCUACAGAAGAAUUCCACAGAAUGUGCAGCAAUCGCUGAAGAACAAAACAAAGAGAUCGAACGUUUGAAACAAGAGAUUAAUCAACUCAGACUAAAGGAAACCGAGCUGUUACAAGAUGUAAGCAAAGCUGAAGAAAAUAUUACAGAACUUCAACUAUUAAGCAAGGGAAUGGAACAUGAACAAAAAGAACAUGAAGAAAAAACAAAAAAAAGUGAAGUAGAGAUUGAAAAUUUGAAGAGAGUCAUAGGGGAGCAAGAACAUCUUAUGCAUCAAUUGGAACUGAACCAAUCACAAGCAGAUGAGGUAGAAGAUAUCCAACCAAAAUAUGAGUUGUUAAAAGAUGAACAUAAAGAAACGUUGGAUGAACUGAAUGUAAUGAUCUCUCAAUAUAAAGAAUGUGAAAAUAAAGUUAAGGAACAAAAAGAACAAAUAAUACAGAAGGAAGAAGAAGUAAGAGAAUUGAUGAGAAUUUUAAAAGAAAAAGAGGUUCAAUGUGAACAGUUAAAUAAUGAAAAUGAAGAACUUCAAAAGGAUGUAAAAGAACGACAACAAAGUUUGAAAAAGUUAGAAGAAUUUUUGUUGAACGAAAAUAAAGCUUUAUCUGCCGCACAAAAGAAAUGUGAGGUGUUGGAACACGAUAACAAGAGAAAAGAAGAAACGAUUUAUCUGCUGAAGGAACAUUUGAGCAGACAAGAAAAAAAGGAAAUUGACGUGAUAGCUAUUGAUAAAGAAGAAGAUAAACCGGAAGAUAUUUCCUUUGAAAUCAAAGCCUCUUCAGAUGAUUCAAAGCAAGCUAUAGAAAUGUCGCUGGAAGAAGCCGACAUGACGUUACCUGAAGUCUGCAUCUCCAAAGACAGCUCCUCAUCAGUAGAAUGCCAACAUUGUUUCCGAAGAAGCUUAUCAUUUCCAUCAACAAAACCAAAUACUUUCUUGAAUUACCCAAAGAAUAAUUUGCUUGGAUUAAGUGAUGUUUCCGAUGUCGAAAGCAUUCACGAUGGAACUGAAAGUUAUACUGAAGAUUACGUCUUUAAAUUGAAAACAAAACUAAAAUUAUCGCGCGAAAAAAUUCGCGAAAAGAAUAAAGUUAUUCGCAAUCAAAAUGUUGAUAUAGAUAACUUUCUGGAGGAUAUUGGUACGAAGGAAAAAUUUAUUGACAAAUUGAGGAAAGAGAUUGAGGAAAUUAAGAAAACUGAUGAAAAAGAAAAAGAAAAAGAAGUUAAUAGGGAAGAAGGAAUAAUAGAAUUAGAAACGCCAAGUUUCUUAGAAGAAUCUCUUACAACCCAACCGUCUGAGACUGAAAUGGUUAAGGGUGAAGAAAACGUGAUUAGCGAAUUGUUUACAUUUACUGAGCAGUGCUGUAAAGAAAUUGACGAACUUCGUGCCUAUGUGAACACGUUAGAAAUGAAAGCCAAUCAAAAGCCAGACUUGAGCAAACGAUUAGAAGACGCAAUGAGGUGUAUCAACAAACUUAAACGGAAAAUUCAAACUUGUGUCGAUCUAAAAUUAAUCUCUUGCUCUGAAUCAAUUGACGACGUGGUGUAUGCAGACCCUACUGACAGAGGCUUGUCUACACCAGAUAUUUUGGACGCCUCAAUUGCGUUGGACAGGCCAGGAAAAACCGUUAACGAAAUUCGCUCAGAUAAUGAAAAAUUAAAAGAGCAGAAUAUGGAGCUAAAGAAUCAGUUAAAAUCAUUGGAAUCGAGGUUGUCAGAAAUAAUAAACGAACAACAAGACGAUAAAGUAAAUAAAGAAGUUGCUAAUGACAACGAGAGAGUUAGGUAUACUGGUGGUAAAGAAAGUACCCUAAACUUUCUUCGAGCAGACAGUGGAUGUGAUACAGAUCGUUCAACAGAAGAUGGAGUUGUGUCAGCAAAAAUUGAGAAAUUGAAGCAAAAGCUGCAGACCACUGAAGCACAAAUCGAGAAAGAUUGGGAAAUUAUCGAAAGCCAAGGCUUCCAACUGGAAAACCUUCAUCAACAAUACAUUGAACAACGCGAUGAGAAUCGAAUGAAUAUCGAAAACUUAAAUAAAAUAAAAAAGGAUUUACAAAAUAAAAAAGAUAGAAUUGCUUCGUUAAUGGAAGAAAUUAGAGAAAUAGAGACAAGAUCUAAAAGUAAGGAGGAAGAGUUGGAAAAACUUCUCGAGGAGAAGGAAGACGGUAUAGAAAAACUGCACCUCAUGAUUUCAGAGUUAGAAAAAAGUUUAACAAACUCCCAAUCUCAUAUCGAAGGUAUUUUAAACGAUUCGCUUGAAAGUCGCGAUCGAGAGAAAGAUCAUGUGUACCAAAUAAACGAUAAAGAAUCGAUGAUUGAAGAUUCAAAAGUCGAACUAACUAAAGUUAAGAAAGAGUUAGAAACUUUAAAGUUAGGCAUGGACGCCAUGCCAACAAAAGCGUUAGAUUUUACAACUGAGGAGGAUCUGCUGUCACUAAGAGAUAAAGUAGAUGCUUUAUCGUUUCACCAAAAAACGUUAAACAAAGAUACCCGACAUUUUAUCGAUAUAUUUAAGAAUCAGUUUAUCGGAGAUAUCGAACAUUUACGUCAUCUCAUGAAAGAAAUUUUUACGAGACAGCAAAUUAGCUCUAAAAUUGAUAAAAAUAUGUCGGUUGAAGGGAAGAAAUUUGAUAAUGGCGUCCAUAUUGGUGAAGCCUCGUUCUCCGAGAAAAAUGAUGGUAGAGAAAGCAAUGAGAUAAACGCAGAAAAUAAUACCACAAACAAGAAAGAAGAAAACAAACAAAUAAAGUUAGAGCUGAGAGAACAACAAAAUUUAAUAAGAUCUUUAUCUGAAGAACUAAACCAAUGCAAAAACAGCUUGCAAUCCAAAGAAACGAUACAUCGAUUGCAAAUCAAUACCAUCGUGCGAAGUUUGGCGAAACGAUCGAAUGUGCUGCCGAGAACGAACGGUAAAAUUUUGGUACCGACGCUUGAUUUAAGCAAAACUUCAAGCAGGAUGGGCUCAAGUGAAUUCUUAGAAGCUUGUUUAAAGAAAAUGGACAGUGAUUCGAAGGGAAAGGAGAACGAAACAAAUCAAGGAUGAACAGGCAAUCACUGGGCUGGGUAUACACAAAAACUGUACAUCUGCUUCUAACAAGGACUACCUGCAUACUUGGAGAUCUAUAACUGAAAUAUGUAAGGUGAAAUAUCCGAAAUAUAAAUAUGAGUAUAAAAGUAAAUAUAUCUAUAUAUUUUUA
Messenger RNA from Hydractinia symbiolongicarpus, 8645 nucleotides. RefSeq names its product centromere-associated protein E-like. The transcript is spliced from 7 exons. Lineage: Eukaryota; Metazoa; Cnidaria; Hydrozoa; Anthoathecata; Hydractiniidae. Bases 152 to 8491 code for a protein of 2779 amino acids. The record is from RefSeq and is a predicted model, not a curated record.